AUGGUAGGAUGCGAGGAGGAGUUCAUGAAGAUAUUGGAUCAGCUCACACAACAAUCAGCUAAGAAGCGACAAGUUGUAUCAAUUGUUGGCAUGGGAGGAAUAGGCAAAACUACUUUAGCUCGAAAAGUUUAUGAAGAUCCAAUAAUUACUUCUCAUUUUAACAGACGAGCAUGGGUUUCUGUAUCUCAAGAGUAUAAUGUGGAACAAAUGCUCCAAUGCCUUAUGGGUUUUGUUAUUGCCGCAUCAAGAGAUGAACUCCAUGAACAGAGCAAUGCACUGGAUGAACAAAGAAAUUCCAAAGACAAAUUAGCAGAAAAUCUGCAUAAACGGUUGAUGGGUCAGAGAUAUUUGAUAGUUAUGGAUGAUAUAUGGAGUACAGAUGUUUGGGAUAGUGUGCACAGAUGCUUUCCAGAUGAUAAUAAUGGAAGUCGUAUACUAUUGACUUCUCGGCUCAAAGAAGUUGCUGAAUAUGCUAGCUCAAGUAACUCUCCUAUUGAUAUGCCUUUCUUAGAUGCCAAUGAAAGUUGGAAUCUCUACUGCAAUGUGUUUGACUAUGAGAUCCCUGUGAAGAAGUUGGUUAAGUUGUGGGCAGCAGAGGGAUUUUUGGAGCCAGUGAAGCAUCAGAAUAUGGAGGAAGUGGCUAUGAAAUUCUUGCAAGAUCUUGUUGAUAGAAGCCUUGUUAUAGUUAGCAAACAAAGUUAUAAUGGCAAAAUCAAGGCAAUAAAGAUACAUGAUCUGUUGCGAGACUUGUGCUUGAGGGAAGGCCAACACAAAAAUCUCUUGAGUGUCAUUGGGGGAUUUACUCUUUCAAAACCUUGUCAUUGGAUAAGUAUUAAUCCCCAAUAUUUCCAUAUUCAAUACAAGUUUGAGCUCUUUGAAAAAUUCCAUUCCUUACACACUUUUGAAUUUAUUGAUUUAAGCAUUGAAGCAUUUUGUAGCUUCAAACUACUAAGAGUAGUAGACAUGAAGCUUGGAUACUGGAACUUUGGGUACGGGAAUUUUAGAGAUAGGUUGGGGCAGCUUCAGAAGCUAAGCAUCAAAGAUCCGCGUCUUCCAUGUGUUCUGUGUAGUAGCAUCCCAUGGACAACUGAUUUUCUACCAAAUCUUAAGAAGCUCAAGCUCAUGGAGACUGAUUUGCCAUGGAUUGCUAUGCGGCUUAUUGAGGCGAAGAGUGGAAACCAUCUAAGAGAGGGUUCCGUCGAUUGA
Messenger RNA from Ipomoea triloba (trilobed morning glory), 1206 nucleotides. RefSeq names its product putative late blight resistance protein homolog R1A-10. The record is from RefSeq and is a predicted model, not a curated record. Bases 1 to 1206 code for a protein of 401 amino acids. NCBI's taxonomy places the organism in Eukaryota, Viridiplantae, Streptophyta, Magnoliopsida, Solanales, Convolvulaceae. Gene Ontology annotation, molecular function: ADP binding. Gene Ontology annotation, biological process: defense response to other organism. The transcript is spliced from 4 exons.